CUCGACUUGAAGGUUCUUUUUCACUUCAUUAGAGAAAGAAACCCUCUCUCCCUCUCCCUCUCCCUCCGCGUGCCUUCCCGCCUUGUUUUCUCCAAUCCGAGGGAGAGAGAGAGAUGAGGGUUUUUAAUGGAGAUUGAGUCACAAAAUUACAGUGACAUGGACUGAGACAAGAGCGCAGAGAGACAUGGACUGAGACAUGAUCGCAGAGAAGAAAGAUAUGGCGAGAGAGAAAUGCAGGGUGUGGUGGCCAAGAAGCCUUUCAUGCAAAAAACCCAAGUCAAUGUUAUUGUUUGGAUGGUUCAUUCCUUCCCCCUUUUCCAAUUCCCUCGACAUUGUGGUCGCAACCGGAGUUCCUCCCCACUCAUUUUCUCUCUCUAAAUCUUACUUCCAGGGGGCUCUUGAUUCUACAAAUCGCGAAAUGCCUUUAUGCCUUCAGGAUCACUUUGUAUUUUCCACCCUUGGCCAUUUUAUGGCAGAUAAUGAGUUGCGCAACAACAUGGUGCUCAAAAAUAUGAAUGGGAAUCCAAAGAAUGAAGGGUUUUAUUCACAAACCAACAAAAGAGUAUCGAGGAAAUCAGGGUUAUCAAUUGAAUGCAACAUGCCUUGGAACUGUGGUUGCCAGAUACUAGAUACAUCCUUGGAACCAUACAGGCAAUCUUCAAUCACAACUGGUAAUUGGAUCCAGCUAUUUUAUGACUCCAAAGGAGUCGCUUGUAAUGGGAUCCAAUGGGUUCCUAAGUUGCAUCACAUGCAUAAGAAUGGGAUCUUGUCUGUCUCUGAUGUUCAUGUAAUUAUUUAUGAGCAACCUGUUUGUGGUCUCCAUCAUUUUUCAUUGAACUCUUGGGCUUCCUCCUAUGAGCAUCUGUGUGCUUCUCCGAGUGGUCAGAUUUCCCAUAAAAAGCCUCGGUGGAUUGAUGAACUUGAUCAAAAGCAACCAUUCUGUAACUUGAAUACUGUUAUUGCGGCGCUCAAUUGUUCACAUGCUGCAAAAACAAUCUUUUGGAGAAAUGUGAUUCCCCAAACUAGAUCAGUGCAUGUCAUUGCCGUCUCCAUGAUGGUUGCUUCUAUAUGGCAAAUAGUAGCCAUGACUAUAGCAUCGGCUUCUACCUUAUAUUACGUCCUUCUUCAGUGUAGUAAUAGGUUUCUUAACCAUUGCUUUCCAUCUCUUCUUCAUUGGAUGCUCAAUAUGCUACUUGAUCAUACGUGGAAAAUUGUUCAUAUUCGUAGUUGUCAGCUUCUUUAUUGGCCCAUUGUUCUUCUUGGCAGUUCUUUCAGGGCUCAAUCAUGUGUAGAAUAUGUGCACCGAGCUUCAUUGAUCAGGCAUUCUGUUUGGUCAAGCAUCAUUGUUGAUGUUCUACUUGGAAAUGUUGUUGGUUUCAUUCUUCUAGGUCAUGUUGAGGAAAUCUGCUUCUGGGUUUCCCAUCUUGUUCGAGAUAUUACAAAUGGUUUGCUACGCUCGGGUUGUGUGUGGUUGAUGGGUGUUCCAGCUGGUUUUAAAUUAAAUACCGAGCUUGCAGAAGUGAUUGGCAUGAUUGCUCUAAAUGCCAUACAAAUCUGGUCAACUCUCUGGUUUUUUAUGAAUUCAUUCUUUGCGUACUUUGUUAAAGUGCUUGCCAUUUCUGGGAUUCUUUUUGGGGUUACAGUUCCUGCUUCAUUAUGCAUUGACUUGCUGUCACUGUCAACAUUGCAUAUAUGGGCUCUUCAUUGGUUAAUUUCGCUCAUAUAUUCUCUACAAAUCCAGGCUUUAGCAUCUGUAUGGCGCCUGUUCAGAGGCAGGAAGUGGAACCCUCUUCGGCAAAGACUAGACAGUUACAACUACAGCGUGGAACAACAUGUUGUUGGAUCCCUUCUCUUUACUCCCCUCUUGCUUCUCCUGCCCACCACCUCAGUAUUCUAUAUCUUCUUCACCAUUUUGUACAGGACAGUCAGUUCCAUUCAUUUUCUCAUGGAGUUAGCCAUUUCAUUUCUACAUGCUGCCCCUUAUGCUGAAAUAUUUCUAUGGGUUGUAUGGCCAAGAAUGUUUCCCUCAGGAAUAUGGUUCAAAAUUCUCUCUGAGCAUUCUGAAUCAUGCAGGCAAUCUCCCAAAGGGAAUGGUCGAAAUGAUUUUAUUGAAAGUUCUCAAGACUUAGGAAUAUCAAGAAGAAUGACAACGGUAGUCUCAAUUCUUGGGAGCAAUUCUGCGACCAUUGGUCAAGUUCUCCAUCCUCAUUCGAGAAAGGUCUUCAGUGGGGUUUCUAUGUCUUCUGUUGUUUCAUCUGCCUAUGGAGUUUUCAGCGGUAGAAGAAUACCUUCUGCUUUGCACGCCAAGUUGCCUUUGACCCUUCCAUGGAUGUCAAUCGGCAUAAGAGAAUUCUGGUGGCUUUGUUGCGACUCUAUACGCACUAGAAUGCGAAAAUUUUAACCCCUUUUGUAGUUUUUUCCUCAUAAUCCUAUUCAUUUUUUCAUGUGCCUUAUGUCAUUUACUAUUUUGCACAUUGGUUUCACGAUUUUUUUUUGUUUUGAGUAAGAAAUAUCAGGAUGUCACACUCUUUUUGCUGAGCUGAUUACAUCUUAAGAUGCAUUAGUGGGUGGAGUGUUUAUCAAGCAUUCAUCCUCUUUUACAGGAUGAUGCAAGUUUGUUAUCUAAAUUUGUGCUUAAAUUUCUCAGCAAUGAUACAUUUUCAUUUACACUUAU
Amborella trichopoda is the source of this 2674-nucleotide messenger RNA. Its product is annotated as N-acetylglucosaminyl transferase component family protein / Gpi1 family protein. Lineage: Eukaryota; Viridiplantae; Streptophyta; Magnoliopsida; Amborellales; Amborellaceae. Gene Ontology annotation, cellular component: membrane. The record is from RefSeq and is a predicted model, not a curated record. Gene Ontology annotation, biological process: GPI anchor biosynthetic process.